GCCCCGCCAUUGGCGGGUUGCGGCUCGCGGCGCCGCUUUUAAAUGUUGGCGGUUGCUGCGGCAUCCCCUCACCGGCGGGCGGCGGCGGCUGCGGGAUGCAGAAAUGGGCCAGGACACCACGAGAACCUCGGAUGACUUCACCACUCAACACGCUCUCCGUCAAGCACAGAUGUCCAAAGAGCUGCUUGAACUGAAUAAAGCUCUGACUCUGAAAGAGGCGCUGGCCAAAAAAAUGGCACAGAAUGAUAAUCAGCUGGAGCCCAUUCAGUCCCAGUACCAGACUAAUAUCAAGGAUCUGGAGUUGGAGGUCAGCAACUUGCAAAAAGAAAAGGAGGAGCUGCUCUCUGCUCUGCACAUGGCCAAGAAGGACAUCAACCAAGCCAAGCUGAGUAAAUGCUGUCAGAAAAGACUUCAGGAGCUGGAAGCACAAAUUAGUGAGCUGCGAGAAAUGCUGAACGAUCAAUCGAAGCUCUUGAACCUGAAGGACUCCAUGGAAUGCACCAUCUCCAAACAGUCCGUCUUAACAGAAACUGAUGCCUGUCCAAGUUGCCAGUGGACUGAACAUCCAUCACCCUCAGCAAAUGUCAUCUGAGUCUCGCAGAAGGCAUCAACAUAAACAGAGGGCUUCUCUGCCUGGGGAACGUAAUUAGCGCUCUUGGUGACGAAAACAAAAAGGGUGGCUGUUGGAGCGAAUAAAGGACUCAGCAUUCCGAUUCAAUGUGAA
Columba livia (rock pigeon) is the source of this 724-nucleotide messenger RNA. RefSeq names its product chromosome-associated kinesin KIF4-like. Gene Ontology annotation, cellular component: microtubule associated complex. The transcript is spliced from 5 exons. The record is from RefSeq and is a predicted model, not a curated record. Gene Ontology annotation, molecular function: microtubule motor activity. The coding region runs from base 104 to 592 and encodes 162 amino acids. Lineage: Eukaryota; Metazoa; Chordata; Aves; Columbiformes; Columbidae. Gene Ontology annotation, biological process: microtubule-based movement; mitotic spindle organization; spindle elongation.